Molecule: messenger RNA, 380 nt
Organism: Hydractinia symbiolongicarpus
Lineage: Eukaryota; Metazoa; Cnidaria; Hydrozoa; Anthoathecata; Hydractiniidae
Product: cytochrome c oxidase assembly factor 6 homolog
Exons: 1
Coding region: 99-335 (78 amino acids)
Biological process (GO): respiratory chain complex IV assembly
Cellular component (GO): respiratory chain complex IV; mitochondrion
Source: RefSeq, a predicted model, not a curated record
UUGCUGAAAGAUUUUGUUUUAUUUCAUAUCACAAUCCUUCCAAAUUUUUAGGUCUAAUUUAGAAAUAUCAUUUGGUUUUGGUAAUGAAAUAAUACACUAUGGAACGUGCUUUAAACGCAGAAGAACGAAAAACCUGUUGGAAUGCACGAGAUGUAUAUUUUAAGUGUUUAGAAAAAAAUAAUGAAGAUAAAGAACAAUGCAAAAUAGAUUUUAAAAAGUUUGAAGAAACUUGCCCAAAGGCUUGGGUGAAAUAUUUUGGUAGUAAACGAACAAAAGACCUGAUAAAGAAAAAACUUGAAACAGAAGGAGCUGUGUAUAGUGACAAAAAAAGAUAGCGUUGUAUUCUGAAAUAUAUUUUUUAAUUUCGAAUUCAUGUUACA